CGUUAAGACUAAGGAAUAGCUUCCGUCGUAGACUUAUUCAUUUUUUGGUCAAGAUUACCAAUUCAACGAUGCCUUAAGUUUCGUAAAUGUCUUUUCCAAAACUAGCUGUUUGAUAUUUGUUUGUGUUUAUCUGUUCACAGUAACAAAUUGAAAGAGCAGGAAAAUGCUGUGGAGUGUUUCAUGUUUGUUAAUUUUCCUCCUCUCGGGCUUCUUUAUGGACUGCGGAUCUGCUGGUGAGCAAUGCAGAGAGGAACGGAGCAUAAAUGGAAUGGCUCUACAAGGAUUCGUCUUUACAAAAUUCCUGGUUAAAGCUUUUCACGAGUGUGAUAUCAGCUGUGAAACAGAAAUCAAGUGUCAAAGCUACAACUUCGUUGAAAGGGAAAAGUCGUGCGAACUGAAUACCCGCACCAGGGAGGCAAGACCGGAAAAUUUCCGUUCAGACCCGGCCCGGUCUUACAUAAGACGCUUGAUGGAAAGGGCUCCUCUAGGUUCCAUUCCGGAGCUCCCAGCGCAUUCGUGUCAGGAAAUAAAGGCAAGCGAAGGAAAAGACACCAUUAGCAGCAAGUACUGGCUGGAUCCAACUGCGAAUGGAACGGCAGUAUUGGUUUAUUGUGACAUGAACUUACAAGGUAACUGA
Messenger RNA from Orbicella faveolata, 637 nucleotides. RefSeq lists its product as uncharacterized. The record is from RefSeq and is a predicted model, not a curated record. NCBI's taxonomy places the organism in Eukaryota, Metazoa, Cnidaria, Anthozoa, Scleractinia, Merulinidae. Gene Ontology annotation, molecular function: calcium ion binding.